Molecule: messenger RNA, 4896 nt
Organism: Neocloeon triangulifer
Lineage: Eukaryota; Metazoa; Arthropoda; Insecta; Ephemeroptera; Baetidae
Gene: Pkn
Product: serine/threonine-protein kinase N
Exons: 17
Coding region: 317-3559 (1080 amino acids)
Biological process (GO): protein phosphorylation; signal transduction
Molecular function (GO): protein serine/threonine kinase activity; small GTPase binding; ATP binding
Source: RefSeq, a predicted model, not a curated record
CACGGAUUUUCGUUUCUGGUUGCUCGCGGUGUUGAUGGUUCGCUCGCUCGCUGCUGCUGCUCUAGGCAGAAGAAAUGUGUGUCGUUUGUCGUGUUGUGUGCGUGCGCUGAGGAUGUAACAGGUGAAAAUAGCGAGGCGGAAUUCGCGAUCAAUUUGCGUGGUGCAGCCGCGAUUCGCAGCGGCCGCCGAGUCAUGCAGUAGAAACCACUCGGGGAGCACCGUCGAAGGCGCCGCUCGUUUUUAAUUUCGUUGUUGUUGUGAGGAGUCGUCGAGUGAGUGCCGUGCAGCAGCUACCGAGGCACUUCAUAAAUCCAAGAUGGCAGACUCGAGUUACUACCAGGGCCCUUUCAUUCGGCACCCGGAGCUGUACCAGCUGGGCCACAAGUACGGCGUGUCCGGCAGCGGCGACGCCGCCGGCGAGGAGACCACGUGCUACUCCAUGUCGAAGCAGCUGGAGGAGAUUAAGGAGGCGAUUCGCCGCGAAAUCCGCAAAGAACUGAAAAUCAAGGAGGGCGCCGAGAAGCUGCGCGAAGUGGCCACGGACCGCCGGAGCCUGUCCGAAGUGUCCUUUUUAGUGAAAAACGCCAACACCAAGUUGGCCGAGCUGCAGGCAGAACUGCAGGAGCUCGAGUCGCAGAUCAUCCUGACCCAGGGCAGGGCCGACGUCGAGCCACCCUCCACCCCACACAACGGGCAGCAAGACUCAUCAAUGGUGACGUCGCCAGUAGCAGGACGGAAUGCAAGUCUUGAGAAUUCGCAGGAUCCUCGGCUCGUCCCUCUGGAGCGGCAGCUCAACAUCGAACUCAAGGUCAAGCAAGGCGCUGAGAACAUGAUAGAAAGCUUCAGCAAAGGAAACAAGGACAAAAAGAUGCUGGCCGAAGCGCAGCAGAUGCUUGCCGACUCAAAGGCAAAGAUUGAAUACUUAAAAAUGAGAAUGGCCAAGUUGAAACAGAGCUCGCGCAGCUCGGACGGCUGCUCCAACAAUGGAGAACAAAUUGUCAAAGAACACUCGUCCAAUUUGGAGCCGCCCGGUUUGGAAGAGCGAGUUCAGGAGCUGAGACACAGGCUGCGAAUCGAGGCAGCGGUUGUUGAAGGUGCCAAAAAUGUGAUUCGACUCCUGCAGAGCGCGAAAGUGCCAGACAAAAAGGCCCUCCAAGAGGCUCAUGCAAACUUGGAGGAGUCGAGUCGAAAGCUUGACCUGCUCCGUCUAUCCCUCGACCUGCGAAGACAAGAACUCCCUCCGGACUCGAACGCCGCCGUGCAGCUGAAGAGGGAGCUGCAGAGCGUCCAGGCGUCCAGCCCCGUGCCAGUGACCUACACCUACAUACCUCCCUUCCAAGGGGCUCAGCCAGCCCGCGCCAUGACCACGACCCAAGUGAGCCGAUGUGCAGCCGUCACCGGCAAGCUCGAGGUGCGUCUGAUGGGCUGCCAGGACCUGUUGGAGGAGGUCCCUGGACGCUCGAGGCGGGACAAGGACUCGCUGUCCAGCCCCAGCGACCCUUGGUCCUUCGUCAAGGGGGUCACGGGCCGCAGUUCGAGCAAGUCGUACAGCGUCAAGGACGAAACAAGUAACGAGAUCAUGGCCAUACUCAAGCUGGACCACCAAACAGUUGCUCAGACCAGUUGGAAACCCUGUUCGCAGCAGGCGUGGGAUCAGAGAUUCAGCAUAGAACUAGAUAAGUCGAGAGAGCUGGAAAUCAGCAUAUUCUGGAGGGACUGGCGGUCGCUUUGUGCUAUCAAAAUCCUGCGCCUCGAGGAGUUCAUUGACGACGAGCGGCAUGGGAUGGCUCUCCAAUUGGAGCCGCAAGGCUUACUAUUUGCAGAGAUCAAGUUCUUGAACCCCAUGAUUUCGAGAAAGCCGCGUCUGCAGCGCCAGAAGAAGAUCUUCAAAGCGCAGGGCAAGAAUCUGUCGCGACCCACGCAGAUGAACAUAAACGUGGCCACAUGGGGACGUCUGCUGAAAAGGUCUUCGUCACCUGCCAUGCCGCAACCACCGCCUCAGCAGGAUGAUGAAUUGCAUCCAUAUGGAGAACGGCCGGGUCCUCUAGUUUUGAAUCUACCUCAGCCAGAAGACGACAAGGCUGAAGCGCCAGGGGAACUUCCGAAUCCGACCUCCUCUGGACUGACGGGCGCAAGACCUCUGGGACUGGCCGAAAGCCUGGCCAGCAUAUCCAUCAUGCCAUCCCUGCCGCAGCCGGAGAGUCCGCCACCCCCACUGGUGCCAAAGAGCAAGUGGGUGCCAGCGCCAACCGUGCCACCACCACCUCCUCCCAGGCUCGACGUCGAGAGCGCACUCAGGGAGUUUGACUUCCUGCAAGACGAGCCGCUCAAGGCCGAGGUCCAGGUGAUCCAGGCCCCCCAGCCCGCCCCCCGGCAAAAUAGAAACCCUCAGCCUGCGCCGCAACCAGAGCCGAGACCUCGCCAACAGUCGCCGCAGCCCAUAGUAGAGUUCCCUGACGAGCUCGAGCCUCCGCAGGUGGUGAGGCGGCCCGUUGCCAGAGGUCUCGAGUACAGGGACAGCGCCUACGAGUCUCGCAGGCACUCGCAGUUCACUGGCAUGUCACUCGAUCACUUCAGACUCAUCAGCGUCCUGGGAAGGGGACACUUUGGAAAGGUGAUCCUCUCCCAAUACCGCAGCACGGGCGAGUACUUUGCAAUCAAGGCGCUCAAGAAGGGCGACAUCAUUGCCCGAGACGAGGUCGAGUCUCUGCUUGCUGAAAAACGCAUCUUCGAGGUGGCCAACGCCCAGCGGCACCCGUUCCUCGUCAACCUGUUUUCUUGCUUCCAAACGGAGAAUCACGUGUGCUUUGUUAUGGAGUACGCAGCUGGUGGCGAUUUGAUGAUGCACAUUCACGCGGACGUCUUUUCCGAGACAAGGGCUGUGUUUUAUGCAGCCUGCGUUGUGCUCGGCCUUCAAUACCUUCACCAAAGUAGAAUCAUUUACAGAGAUCUCAAAUUGGACAACUUGCUCCUAGACACCGAAGGCUACGUAAAAAUCGCAGAUUUCGGCUUGUGCAAAGAAGGCAUGGGCUUCGGAGACAGAACCGGAACUUUCUGCGGAACUCCUGAGUUCCUUGCCCCCGAAGUCCUGACGGAAACUUCCUACACGAGGGCCGUCGACUGGUGGGGUCUUGGCGUUUUGAUUUUUGAGAUGCUUGUCGGAGAAUCGCCCUUCCCUGGUGAUGACGAGGAAGAGGUUUUCGACAGCAUAGUUAACGACGAAGUCCGGUACCCGAGGUUCUUGACCCUAGAAGCCAUUGCCAUUAUGAGAAGACUCUUGAGGAAGAAUCCGGACAGGCGUUUGGGGUCCAGCGAGAGAGACGCUGAAGACGUGAAGAAGCAAGCGUUCUUUAGAACAAUUCAGUGGGAAGAGCUGCUUCAUAGACGAGUCAAACCACCAUUUGUUCCACUUGUGCAUUCUCCUGAGGACGUGAGCAACUUUGACGAAGAAUUCACUCAAGAAAAGCCCCAACUGACGCCACCGAAGGAGCCGAGGCCUCUCACCGAAGAGGAGCAGACCUGCUUCCGUGAUUUUACCUACAUGGCAGACUGGUGCUGAUACCCGACAGGAUAGAAACAAAGUCACUUACAUAUACCUAAGUUAAACGCGAGACAGCUUUAGGAUAAUCCCAAGUGCGAUUGCUAGAGUGCCUACACAAUUUGUGAUGACCACUGGAAAAGCCGUCCCUACAUAUGAGCUCUCUACUCUUCUCCGACUAUCCCUUGUAAUUUUUCCAACCUUUCUUUUCAAAGCAACUGAAAACGGUCACAUAAUUUUAAAAAAAAAGGAACGUGUGGUCUUAGGAAACUGUGCUCAAUGUUAGUUAUUCGAAUGCGAGUAGAGGUGCAACCUUUGUUGUGCCAAAGUACCUUUUGAGGGUGAAAUAAUGUUUGGUUGAAAAUCCCGGCGUACCUAACAUGAAUUUAGCUGCAAUUCUGGGAUUGUUGAAGAAUUUUUAGCUAAAUUUUACAAGCCGUUUGACUGAACAUUUUUGCUGGGACAAAGUUGUAGAUUGACCAUCCCUGUUAUGCUCACUAUAUACAGUUUAAUUAAUAAUCCGCAGCUUAAAAGUUGUUUGUUCGUUUUUAAACGCAGUUGGCAGUGCUCGUCGUUAACGCCACACUGCGAAAUGAAACAGUGAAGUUUUGAAAGAGAGGAAAAAAAACACCAGUGGUGCUUGCUCACCUGUCUGUGUAUGUUUGCGUUGUUCGUUAUUAGGUGCCUUUUGGAGAACUUAACCAGUGUCUUACGGAGCCCUGAUUUUUGUAAAUACAUACUUGAGCGAGUUUAGGCUAGAGCUUAUUUACGAAUUGAAUUAAUUACAUGAAAAUACAGUUAGGGCUUUCACAUUCACACGUAAUUAUUAUUAUUAUAAAAAUAUUUCAGCUUUUGUGAUGAUAGAUUUGUAAUUCAACGAUUAAUCAAUUAACUCUUUGCUUUGGUUAGAACGUGUAUUCUCUCUUACAAUAUCAUUGUAUUUGUAAAUUGCGUCUCUUUGAAAAUAUUAUAAAUUGAUUGCUUGAUUUGUUUUUUUAUCAAAACAUGGUUAGAAUCAAAAUUGAGAGUUGUAAAACUUUGCGAACUUGGAAAAUAUAUUUAUGAAUUGUUUGCAUGUAAAUACUUAACACGCUAUGAAUGAUAUUGGCAGCUUUCGUUUGGUUCGUGUAUAUUUCUUGACCACCAAUCAGCAUUAGUCAGCUCAUUGUAAAUUGCAAAUUUUAAUCCAGAUUCAACUUGCGCAUCACUUCAGAAAAUAUAAAAUCGAAGCGUGCUGUCAAUUACAAUAAAUUAAAAAUGCAUCAUGCCAUUUUACACGAAGCAAUCUUUUGUAAGAUAAAUUUUGAGAUAAUUUUAACAUAAUAAAAGCAAAGCCAUCGUUUAUUUACUACAGAAUC